UUCUGUGGCUUUGCUGUGUGUGUUUUCCCAGCGGCCAUGUUCUGGAUCGGAUGCAGCCGCCGUGCCCCUGUCAGGCGUGUAGAUGGCAGUGUCGGAUAGCGCUGCUGCGGCUGUGUGUAGUGUACUGUGUAGGGGUUGCGCCUCCGCCGCCAGAGGAGGGGAUAUAACAUGAACGUGCUGCGGCGCUCCGGGUCGGCGAUUAGCCUCUGCCGAGCUACUGCUGCUGCCCUGAAGCGGUGCCCUGGAGGGAUAGCCGUAGCGUGUCACCGCCGCUGGCUCAGCAGCAUGCCGCGCUACAGCACCGAGGAGAGGGGGCGGCUCCACACCGGCGAUUACCGGCUGUACUUCAAGAAUGCAGAAGGUAAAUUAAUCUCCCCUUUUCAUGACAUCCCGCUGUACUCCAGAAGUGAAGAGGAGCAUGAUGUACCAGCAAAGAAAUCAAAGACCAACUUGCAUAAGAAUGUCAUGAACAUGGUAGUUGAAAUUCCACGAUGGACAAAUGCAAAAAUGGAGAUUGCAACAAAAGAGUCUCUAAAUCCAAUUAAACAAGAUGUUAAAAAAGGAAAACUUCGAUAUGUUGCAAAUAUUUUCCCUCACAAAGGAUACAUAUGGAACUAUGGUGCUCUUCCUCAGACCUGGGAAGAUCCGAGUCACAAAGACAGUGAUACAAACUGCUGUGGAGAUAAUGAUCCCAUUGAUGUCUGUGAAAUCGGCUCAAAGGUUUGCUCUAGGGGAGAUGUCAUUCAAGUGAAACCUCUAGGAGUUCUGGCUCUCCUAGAUGAGGGGGAGAUGGACUGGAAAAUCAUUGCAAUCAAUAUCGAUGAUCCAGAAGCUGUUAAAUUCAAUGACAUUGAUGAUGUAAGAAAGUACAAACCGGGCUACCUUGAGGCUACUGUUGAAUGGCUGAAAUCCUACAAAGUGCCUGAUGGGAAACCAGAAAACCAGUUUGGCUUUAAUGCAGAGUUUAAAGACCAGGCCUUUGCAGUUGAAAUCAUUAAAGCCACUCAUAAAUACUGGAAGGACAUGGUUCAUAACAAAUCUGAGUGUAAUGAUAUAGUGUGUAAGAAUGUGUUGGUUAGUGACAGCCCUUUUUGCUGCAGUGAAAAGGAAGCCACAGAAAUAGUCCAGGCGGCUCCCUCUCCAGGAGAAUCAAGUCCAGUAUCAUCUGAAAUUGAUUUAUGGCAUUUCCUGAAGAAGUGAUCUGGCUAAUUCCUGAGGAUGUAUGAGCGCAUGGUCAAGAGCAUCGUCUGAGGCUGGUGUACCUGUCUAUAAUUCAUUAUUUUAAUUUUCAUUAUUUUAUUAUGUCAUGGAAUCUGACAUUUGUGUAAAUAAAAUAUAUUUUUUUCCGUUAA
Molecule: messenger RNA, 1352 nt
Organism: Pseudophryne corroboree (corroboree frog)
Lineage: Eukaryota; Metazoa; Chordata; Amphibia; Anura; Myobatrachidae
Gene: PPA2
Product: inorganic pyrophosphatase 2
Exons: 12
Coding region: 169-1200 (343 amino acids)
Biological process (GO): phosphate-containing compound metabolic process
Cellular component (GO): cytoplasm
Molecular function (GO): inorganic diphosphate phosphatase activity; magnesium ion binding
Source: RefSeq, a predicted model, not a curated record